This is a messenger RNA of Mizuhopecten yessoensis (Yesso scallop), 908 nucleotides long. Its product is annotated as vacuolar protein sorting-associated protein 13A-like. Gene Ontology annotation, biological process: protein retention in Golgi apparatus; protein targeting to vacuole. Gene Ontology annotation, cellular component: extrinsic component of membrane. Lineage: Eukaryota; Metazoa; Mollusca; Bivalvia; Pectinida; Pectinidae. The transcript is spliced from 8 exons. Bases 129 to 908 code for a protein of 259 amino acids. The record is from RefSeq and is a predicted model, not a curated record.
UUUGCAUAUUUUACUGUAUUCGACCAGCCCAAUGGCGGAGUUGGCUAGGCACCUCGUCAUGUGUAGGCGGCUGUGAUAACGUCAAACAACGAUAUUUCUGAGUGACUUUUGAAAAGCAGUACUGCAAAAUGGUGUUCGAGUCACUGGUUGUUGAUUUAAUCAACAAAUAUCUCGGAGAUUAUGUUGAAAAUCUGGACAGAUCGCAGCUGAAGCUUGGUAUAUGGGGAGGUGAUGCUGUGCUACAGAAUCUGGACUUGAAGGAGAGUGCCCUGGAUGACCUUGACCUCCCGGUAAAGAUAAAGGCGGGACAUAUCGGAAAACUGACGUUGAAGAUUCCCUGGAAGAACUUGUAUACAGAGCCUGUGAUAGCCUCCAUCGAUGGAAUUUAUGCCCUGGCUGUCCCAAACAUUGCGAUUAAGUACAAUGCGGAGAAAGAGGAGAAAGCCAAACAGGAGGCCAAGCAGAGGCGACUGCAGCAGAUUGAGGAAGCUAAACAGAUUGAGGCGGAGAAAAACAAACCCAAGGACCCCAAGAAAGACUCCUUUGCUGAGAAGAUGGCGACCCAGAUUAUAAAGAAUCUCCAAGUACAUGUUAAAAAUAUCCAUGUUCGUUAUGAGGACUCGUACACCAACCCGAAACGUCCGUUUUCGAUUGGAAUCACACUUCAGGAACUUCUGUUCCAGCUUGUCAGACUGGACUCCCUGGCCGUGUACUGGAACAGUAACUCGGAGUGUCUGGACGGUGCAGACAAGGCCCUGAUACUGGUCAGACUGGACUCCCUGGCCGUGUACUGGAACAGUGACUCUAAGUGUCUGGAUGGCACAGACAAGGCCCUGAUACUUGUAUGUCAAGGUCAAACAAUAUAUAAAAGGUCAGACUGGAUUCCUGGUCGUGUACUGGAACAGUGA